Loa loa (African eye worm) is the source of this 1353-nucleotide messenger RNA. RefSeq lists its product as hypothetical. Gene Ontology annotation, biological process: cellular response to L-leucine; positive regulation of macroautophagy; negative regulation of TORC1 signaling. Lineage: Eukaryota; Metazoa; Nematoda; Chromadorea; Rhabditida; Onchocercidae. Gene Ontology annotation, cellular component: nucleus. The record is from RefSeq and is a predicted model, not a curated record. The coding region runs from base 83 to 1249 and encodes 388 amino acids. Gene Ontology annotation, molecular function: oxidoreductase activity, acting on peroxide as acceptor; L-leucine binding. The transcript is spliced from 9 exons.
UUACAGAUGGCUUUGUUUACAUCCCAAAUAUCGAACCAUUUUUUAUCAAACAAUUGAGCAACUCUUUUAUGGUAGUGGUCCGAUGGCAAUAUGUGAACGACAUUAUAUUGCAUUAAUGGCUGCAAGUAGACAUCGAUGUCAUUUCUUGAUGGAUUUACAUGGACGAGAAUUUGAACGUACCGGUGGAAAGCAUGAAUGGUUAAAUGGUUUAUCAUAUGCUUCGGAAAAGAUUCAAAAUCUUGAUGUAUUAAACGCUGUCUUAGCUCAUCAACCGUGGUCAGCUAAUGUUGACCAUUUGACCAUGCUUACAAAAUGUUGUUCGCCAACAAAUUGGUGUUUAUCCGAAUUAGUUCAAGCAUCAGUCAUACUAGCACAAACUCAUGUAUUAUGCUCAUUUGUCCUGGGAAAUGGUACCGUACAUCCAAAUGGACAUACAGUUUCAUGCAAAAUGAUGAUAAAGGACGAACAAAAGAAUGGUAGUGGUAGUAGUAGUAAUGGUGAAAUUGAAUUAUUAUUGGAAUAUAUGAAUCAAUUAAAAAAAUCAAAUUUAAAUAAUGAUAUGAAGCAAAAAGGUGAAAUGAAAAUGGAAAAGGAUUUUUUGGAAGUGCAAAACGAUUGUGAUGAUAUCAAAUCAACAAAUUCUGGAAUAAAGGAUGAGAAAAUUUCAUUAUCAGCAAAUAAAUCGAAAGGUAAUUGCAUGGAAAACAAUUAUCAUGAUACUUUAUCAUUAUAUACGUUUAAUGAAUGUUUCGAUUAUGUUGAUUUUAUGCAAUGUGCUCAAGGUGGUUUCGCUCGAACUCACAAAAUUCAUGAAUUUUCAUGGGAAGAUCAAGGCUAUAGCUGUGUUGAUGAAUUAUAUAAUGAGAUGGCGGAUAUUUUGGAUAAAAAAAUAACACUUAUUCAAAAUCUUACCUAUUCCACGAUGGGUGCUUACAGUGACGUUGAUACAAGUAAAUAUCGAAAUGCGAUUUGGAUGUACAUUCAAUCAUUAUACGGUAUUCGCCAUGAUGACUAUAACUAUGCUGAAGUGAAUGUAAUGUUAGAUCGUAAAAUGAAAACAUUUAUCAAGAUGACAUGUUGUCAUCCGCAUGAAAUAACAGAUUCAUUACGACAGUCUGUGAUGAUCGAUUUUAAAUCUUCUGAAAAGGUACACGUAUUACUGAUAAUGAUGGAAGCGCGUCUUCAAGCCGAAUUGAUAUAUUUCUUUCGUGCUCUUGUCAAAUUGAAUAAUUCAUCAACAGUUGCUUAGCCAUCAUAUUAUUCCAUAUCUUAUCAUAUUCGCAAAAUUUUGAAAUUUUAUUCAUUUUGUUUAGUUGUCAUAAAAAUUUCAAUUAUUUUUUGUUUUGCAAAUAC